Molecule: messenger RNA, 1267 nt
Organism: Caenorhabditis elegans
Lineage: Eukaryota; Metazoa; Nematoda; Chromadorea; Rhabditida; Rhabditidae
Gene: spe-48
Product: UBA domain-containing protein
Exons: 7
Coding region: 75-1088 (337 amino acids)
Biological process (GO): ubiquitin-dependent protein catabolic process via the multivesicular body sorting pathway
Cellular component (GO): ESCRT I complex
Molecular function (GO): ubiquitin binding
Source: RefSeq, marked reviewed
AUUUUCUCGCAACGUCAUUUUUGCAGUUUUCGUCGCCAUUUCGCGGUCGGUUUUUGGUUUUUUCGCAUUGCGAAAUGAGUUUUAACGAUGUUUUUCAUGAUUACAUCAAGGAUAUACCGAUGGAUAUAAGCCGAAAAUUCUAUCCAACACGCAAUAUCAACGUGGAUUUUAUUCAGAUUCCAGAUUUGAGAUUCACGAAAUUUGAGUAUUCAUUCGAAGCCGAAACCCGAGCCCGUGAACAAUUUGAUAAACAAAAUGAGCCGAUUGUAUUGGACUCCACGAGCACAAAAACAACAACAACUGCUUCACCUCCAGGAGGGAAUAAGAAUAGCGGAGAAGUGAGAACGUCAGAAUCGAGACAAAGUGUCAGUGGAUAUGAUGAUGUACUUUCUCAGAAUGUGCUUGUACCAUGUCCAGUAAACUCCAACCCAUCAAUGACGUCAUCAUCAACAAAACCAUCUGUAUCGAAUACAAGUGCAAUGGUACAUUCUCUACAUGAAUUCGAGUCGACUAACAACGUUUUUGAUGAUAUUCAAAUUUUGGCGCUCGACGAUCGAAAAGCUCUUCAGGAGGUUCUAAUGCUCACAAACGGCUCCAACACUCAACUGCCCCAAUCCACAUCAUCAUUAUCGAUUAAUCAUAUUCAGCAGCAGAAGCAACACGAACCAAUCAAUAAUAACAAUAACACUGAGAUGAAGCCUAAAAAAUUGGAAAAAGCUGAAAAAACUGCAAAAAAUUCGGAUCAACAGCAGCACGAAGAGCUGAGAAAACGGCUUCUGACGAAAGGAUAUCGAGCCGAUAUUGUGGAAAAAGCAUUGAGAUGUCUACCCAAGAGUCGAUUAGUUCAUAUUGAAUACUACAUGAAAGCAUGCCGAACAGUCGAAAAAACCGGGAAAAGCUCCAUUGAUGAAACGUUGCCGUUCUUGAUUCAAUGCAAUUUAAGCGAUAAAAUGGUUAUCCUCUCCUACUCGGAAGUUUGUUCAAAUCUCCUCAAAAUGGGAUUUCCCCGACCCCAAAUCUUCGAAGCCGUGGCAGUGGAGAAAGGCGAUCAGAAUCGAGCAUUAAGCCGACUUUUGCCAAAUUCCUGAUUUCAUUAUUAUUCAAAAAACAAUUUUUAAUCAAUUUUCUGUCGAUUUGUUUUCUUCCACCCGUGUCUUCCUUUGUGUCUACUGAACGCGAUUUUUUUCUUCUUCUACUUUCUCUUUUUUUUCUGUGAUAUAAGUGCCGACUUCCUUCCUAGAAUGAAUAUAAAUUUCAAAAAAAUGUU